Impatiens glandulifera is the source of this 725-nucleotide messenger RNA. RefSeq lists its product as uncharacterized. The transcript has a single exon. The coding region runs from base 110 to 709 and encodes 199 amino acids. Lineage: Eukaryota; Viridiplantae; Streptophyta; Magnoliopsida; Ericales; Balsaminaceae. The record is from RefSeq and is a predicted model, not a curated record.
CAGGAAAAAAGAAAAAAAGAAGAUAAGAAAAUAAAACUUUUGUAUCCUUUCGUCUUCUCCAACUAAUCCAAGCACAAUCUGAAAUCCUAAAGAGAAAAAAAGAACAACAAUGAUGAUGAUUACAACAACAAUGAAAACCUCUACAUUGAGAUCUCAUUUCUUCUCUCUUUCCCCAAUUUCACCUCCAUAUCUCAUCCCCAAAUCACAUUCAAAUCUUUCUCGCAAGACUUCCCAAAUAAUCUUGAACACAACCCAGAAACCAGAAGAAUCAUACAAUCAGUUUAAUCCUCUAAACCUACAAAUCCCCACAUAUGAAGAUCCCUUCGAUAAUCUAAGCCUAAACCCAUUUACUGAAUUACCUCUUUCGAACAAUAACCGUCCCAAGAUUAUGGUAGCCGCCGCCGGCGCCAUAUGGGUUGGACUUGCUCUGUUUCUGAUUGGUGUCGACGGCGAAAAGGCACUGGCUUUAGGUCCGGAAGGUCCAUUAAUGGAAGAAUUUUGGGAUAAUAUGAGAAGAUAUGCUCUUUAUGCACUCACUGUGAGUACUGGAGUAGCUUAUGCUGUUUUUCAACCAAUUUGGGAACUUUUAAGGAAUCCAAUUUCUGCAGUUCUUGUUUUGGUUAUCUUAGGUGGAAGUUUUUAUAUUGUUUCUCAAGUUCUUUCUGCUAUGGUUGGUGUUUCUGAAUUCAGUUAUCAAUACAGUUAUUAGUUUUCCUUUUGUUUAA